AUGUACGUGGUCGCAGACAGUGUGGCAGAGGAGAUAACUAUGUACGUGGUCGCAGACAGCGUGGCAGAGGAGAUAACUAUGUACGUGGUCGCAGACAGCGUGGGAGAGGAGAUAACUAUGUACGUGGUCGCAGACAGCGUGGGAGAGGAGAUACCUAUGUACGUGGUCGCAGACAGCGUGGGAGAGGAGAUAACUAUGUACGUGGUCGCAGACAGCGUGGCAGAGGAGAUAACUAUGUACGUGGUCGCAGACAGCGUGGCAGAGGAGAUAACUAUGUACGUGGUCGCAGACAGCGUGGGAGAGGAGAUAACUAUGUACGUGGUCGCAGACAGCGUGGGAGAGGAGAUAACUAUGUACGUGGUCGCAGACAGCGUGGGAGAGGAGAUAACUAUGUACGUGGUCGCAGACAGCGUGGGAGAGGAGAUACCUAUGUACGUGGUCGCAGACAGCGUGGGAGAGGAGAUAACUAUGUACGUGGUCGCAGACAGCGUGGGAGAGGAGAUAACUAUGUACGUGGUCGCAGACAGCGUGGGAGAGGAGAUAACUAUGUACGUGGUCGCAGACAGCGUGGGAGAGGAGAUAACUAUGGUUCAGCUUUAUUCCCUCCAAGUACAUGGAAUAAAUACCUGGACGUAA
Molecule: messenger RNA, 636 nt
Organism: Biomphalaria glabrata
Lineage: Eukaryota; Metazoa; Mollusca; Gastropoda; Planorbidae
Exons: 1
Coding region: 1-636 (211 amino acids)
Source: RefSeq, a predicted model, not a curated record